Messenger RNA from Selaginella moellendorffii, 3058 nucleotides. Its product is annotated as ABC transporter G family member 11. Gene Ontology annotation, cellular component: membrane. The record is from RefSeq and is a predicted model, not a curated record. Bases 845 to 2938 code for a protein of 697 amino acids. NCBI's taxonomy places the organism in Eukaryota, Viridiplantae, Streptophyta, Lycopodiopsida, Selaginellales, Selaginellaceae. The transcript has 10 exons. Gene Ontology annotation, molecular function: ABC-type transporter activity; ATP binding; ATP hydrolysis activity.
GCGGCCGCUCGCUCCUGCCGCUCCGAGCGUGACUUGUAUUAUAAUUGCGAAGGUAUACCAGCUGCUCAUUUGAUACCUGCUGUUGGUUUUUUCUUUAAAUCCUUGACUUACUGAGAGUUUGAUUCCACAAUAAAACAGGUUUACUACUACUAUAUGCUCUACUUCUACUCGCUCGUUCUACCUCGGUGGCUGCGGUCUUUAAAUAGUCUAAAGUUGACCCAGCAUUUAAUACCAGCACCAGCAAACUAGGCUCUUCUUCUGGGAAACUUUGGGAAAGAUAAGAAGACCAUCUCUUUCUUUCUCUCAUCUUAAUCUUCAGCGGUCACGAACGACGACGGGACCGAGUCCAGCUCUUGGUCACUUGCUGCUGCUACAAGUAUAAUGUGACUACGAGGAGACUGUGACUUAAGUUUUUGCUCCGGUCAACAGCAAGGUGCAGCAUGGGUAGUGCAUGAUCAGCCAAGGUUGGUGACUGAGAGGAGCAUAAGACAAAGACUUAGCCGGGGGUGUUUUGUCAUCUCUCUCCUUCCAGAGAUGGUAUAAAUAUGCUCCUUCUAUCGAGCUGGCUUGGGGGCACGACGAGCAGAGAAGAAGAUAUCCGAUCUUGUGAAGCAAAGUUUUGACAGGGACUUUUUGAAAAGCUCUAUGCUGCUCGUGAAGUGAUCGGUAUCAAGAAGAUCUUGUCUCGUGGAAGAAGAAGAAGCCGCCUCUCUGAAGAGAAGGGACUCUUUUAAGUUCCCGGCUAUUCGAGGAAGAAGAAGGCGGGAUGGUAAUCUCCAGCAACAGAAAUCAGCAGUGAGAGAACUUCGACUUCAGGGUCAGUCUUGUCAAGGGGAACCGAGAAAUGGAGCGAGCUGGUUCCGACGGGGUGAUUUUCGCGAGCAAGUUUAGUACCGUUCCUGCUGCUGGUGAUGGAAUUGGAAGGGCGUCAACCGCCAACAGCAAUGGUGUUGGUGCUAGCCCCCUUACGAGAACAGUGUGGAGGGCGCUCACAAAGCAGUCCAAUGUCCAAGACUUCGUUGCAAAACUUACAUGGACGGAUUUAAGCGUCAACGUGUUGACGGACAAGGGAGCUUGCCGCACUGUUCUGGAUAGUCUCACAGGCUUUGCGGAGCCCGGAUCGCUGACCGUAGUCAUGGGUCCUUCCGGAUGCGGCAAAUCAACUCUGCUGGAUGCUUUAGCUGGACGACUGGCCAAGAACGCUAUUCAAACUGGAGACAUUCUUCUCAACGGGCACAAAAGGAAGCUGUCAUACGGGAUUGCUGCAUACGUUACUCAAGAUGACACGCUCAUUUCUACACUCACCGUGCGAGAGACAAUCUUCUACACAUCCAGGCUCCGCCUUCCAGACGCAAUGCCAAAUUCGGAGAAGCAAGCAAUUGUUGAGAGGGUGAUAAUAGAGAUGGGACUACAAGACUGUGCGAACACACCGGUUGGAAACUGGCAUUUAAGAGGACUGAGUGGUGGCGAGAAGAGGAGGCUGAGUAUAGCAGUGGAAAUACUCACUCGUCCGAGGCUACUCUUUCUAGACGAGCCGACCAGUGGCCUGGACAGUGCUUCAGCUUUCUUCGUAACAAGGACCCUUCGAAGGCUUGCUAGGGACAAGAGGACCGUGAUUUGUUCCGUACAUCAGCCCAGCAGCGAAGUUUUCCAGCUCUUUGACAAUCUUCUUUUGUUAUCAAACGGAAGAACUGUCUACUUUGGUCCGGCUGUCAAUGCACAGCAACACUUUGCGAGUGUUGGAUUUCCUUGCCCCCCGAUGCGCAAUCCUUCGGACCAUUUUCUUAAAGCCAUCAACGCGGAUUUCGACAGAGUAAACGAAUCGUUGAAGGAGUCCUGCCUCCCACACGAGGAUGAGGAAUCUGCCGAUGUGUUUGAAACAACCACCACAGCCGAAGUGAUCUCCGCUCUUCUCACAGCCUACGAAUCCUCCGAGCAAGCCCAGUCUGUGAUGGAACGGGUGGAAAUAAUGACCUUAGUGAAAGGAGAUUUUCUGGAGUCCAGUGGAAGCCAAGCGAGUUUCUGGAUGCAGUGUGCUACUCUCACACGAAGGUCUUUCACCAACAUGUCCAGGGACAUGGGAUAUUAUUGGCUCCGAGUUCUUGUCUACAUACUACUGGCGAUCUGCGUUGGAACCAUCUUCUACCGGGUUGGAACAAGCUACGACUCUAUAUUCGCUAGAGGCUCCUGCAUGGGCUACCUGUGGGGAUUCUUGACGUUCAUGGCAAUCGGAGGCUUUCCAUCUUUCGUAGAAGACAUGAAGGUGUUCCAUCGAGAAAGAUUGAAUGGCCACUAUGGAGUCGUCGCUUUCGUUGUUGGAAACACCCUGUCUUCUAUCCCGUUCCUGCUCCUCAUGUCGCUAACUUCCGGCGCCAUCACUUACUACCUCGUUCAACUCCAUCCGGGCGUCACUCACUUCCUCUAUUUUGUUCUGGGCUUAGCGACGUGUGUGACGCUAGUGGAGGGGCUGAUGAUGGCCGUCGCGAGUGUAGUUCCAAAUUACCUCAUGGGGAUCAUUGUGGGAGCAGCAGUCCAGGCCGUUCUCAUGCUAACUGGAGGCUUCUUCCGUCUACUAAGCGAUUUGCCUAAGCCUGUGUGGCGAUACCCAAUCUCCUACUUAAGUUUCCACAGCUACGUUCUUCAGGGAAUGUAUCAGAACGAUUUCCUUGGCAUCCAAUUCGAUAGCAAGUACCCGUUCCUCCCCAAGAUCAAUGGCCGAGACAUCCUCAUCAACAACGACGUGGAUAUGAGCCGGACAAAGUGGGACAACCUGGGCGUGCUGGUAGCCAUGGUCGUGGGAUACAGGCUCCUUUUUUUCGUGAUGAUCAAGCUCAGCGAGGACGUAGUUCCACACCUCCGAGCCUUGCGCGCCAAGCACAACGCGAAGAAGGCCACUGCUAUAAACAGCCAGCCGGAUCCAUCCUUCUCGCAUGCGUGAAAAAAGCUUUUGUUUCAGCUUCCUUGGUUGACCAAUCUUCUCAAGGGAAAAAAUUAUUUGGAGGACGAUACAAGUUGUGCUUAACAAUAAAAAGUAAAAAGACUUUAAAAAAUGGAAAUU